CCGAGUCCUAGCGCCUGAACCUGCGCGCCGCUGCGGCUGGCCGGACCGACCGCCUCGCCACAGGAUUAAUUUAAUUUUGGAAAUCAAGUGCAAUAAUAAAAGGAAAAUAAACCACACUACAUUAUUGGAAGCCAUUUCUGCUAAUUUUAUUACAUUUUAAAAUUUAUGAUUUGAUUUGAAUGCUAUCAUGGGAGGAGCUGUGAGUGCUGGGGAAGAUAACGAUGACUUAAUUGAUAAUUUAAAAGAAGCUCAGUAUAUCCGCACUGAAAGAGUGGAACAAGCCUUCAGAGCAAUUGAUCGUGGAGAUUACUAUUUGGAAGGCUACCGAGACAAUGCUUACAAAGACUUAGCCUGGAAACAUGGGAACAUACACUUGUCAGCACCUUGCAUUUAUUCUGAAGUUAUGGAAGCAUUGAAACUUCAACCAGGAUUGUCUUUUCUUAACCUGGGAAGUGGAACCGGAUAUUUAAGUACAAUGGUGGGCUUAAUUUUAGGUCCUUUUGGAAUAAAUCAUGGGAUUGAGCUUCAUUCAGAUGUGGUGGAAUAUGCCAAGGAAAAGCUGGAGAGCUUCAUCAAAAAUAGUGAUAGCUUUGAUAAAUUUGAGUUCUGUGAACCUGCAUUUGUGGUUGGUAAUUGCCUCCAGAUAGCCUCUGACAGUCAUCAGUAUGACCGAAUUUAUUGUGGAGCUGGAGUUCAGAAAGACCAUGAAAACUACAUGAAAAUAUUACUGAAAGUUGGAGGCAUUCUAGUAAUGCCGAUAGAAGAUCAGUUAACACAAAUUAUGCGAACUGGACAGAAUACUUGGGAAAGUAAAAAUAUCCUUGCUGUUUCAUUUGCUCCACUUGUGCAACCAAGUAAGAAUGAUAAUGGCAAACCAGAUUCUGUUGGACUUCCUCCCUGUGCUGUCAGGAAUCUGCAGGACUUGGCUCGUAUUUACAUUCGACGCACACUUAGAAAUUUCAUAAAUGAUGAGAUGCAGGCCAAAGGGAUUCCACAAAGGGCUGCACCCAAAAGGAAACGGAAGAGAGUUAAACAGAGAAUUAAUACUUAUGUAUUUGUGGGUAAUCAGCUUAUUCCUCAGCCUCUAGACAGUGAAGAAGAUGAAAAGAUGGAAGAAGAUAACAAAGAAGAAGAGGAGAAAGAUCAUAGUGAAGCCAUGAAGCCAGAGGAGCCACCUCAGAAUUUACUGAGAGAAAAAAUCAUGAAGCUGCCCCUACCUGAAUCUUUAAAAGCUUACUUGACAUAUUUUAGAGAAAAGUAACUUAGAUCAAGAAGAAAGAAUGCCUACUGAUAAUUCCUGUAGUCUUGAAAAUGUAGCAUUUGUUAGGAGUUAAAAGCGAGAAUUCUUUCAUCAGAGCAAAUUAUAGUGGGAAAACUUAUAACUUAUUUCUGUCUUAGUAAUAAAAAUGAUGUAUUCAGUGAUUGAAAAGAAUCCCUUUUAUAAAAUCUAUUUUUCUUUAAAUCUUGGAAACAUUGCUGUUUUAACUCAGAGUGACUUCAGGAGUGGAAUGCAACCAUAGUCAAGACUUUGUGUACUGUAAAUCUUUUUCUGAUUCAUUACAGAUUUGUAGUAGUGAGGGUUAGGUUUAAUUUUAUAUAGGGUUAAAAAAUUGUUAAGCUUAUAUAAUCUGAUUCGACUUGCAGUUUGCAUUUCCUCUAUGAAAACUUUCUUAUCUAAUAAGGAUAUCAAAUGCUUUGUAGACCCACUUACUUUACAUUUGUCGCAAUCACUAUUGCUGAGUUGCUAUAGAUGUAUUCCGGGCAAUAUGAGUGCAAUAACAAUACAGAUAUUGAAUAAUUUAGCUUUAAAAAAAAAAACAAGUUUUAUGGACUUCAACAGCACUGCUACUAUUGCUUUUGAAUCUAUUGCCAAAAAACCUGGGGACAAUAUCUGCUUCUCUCAUAGAGAUUUUAAGAGCACAUCAAGUGACUAUUAAAAGUAAAAAAGUACACACUUAAUACAGCCCUUAAUUUGUAUGAAUCCUUUACAUUUUCAGUAUUUAAAAAUAUUGAGGUUAUCAUACUCUGGAAUUUUAGAAGAUAGAUUUAGAUUUGUUUUUUCUAUAGUCCAUUGUAAUAAAGUAUUAGGUUAAAAAAAAUCCAUUCUAUGUGACUGUUGAUAGCAAAGACAGUGAAUGAAAUAAGCAUGCUUGAUGGCCACUUUGUUGGUGGCUGCAUUUAGCAGGGUCAUUAGAGAUUUGCUCAGCAGGUGCACUUUAAAUGGAACUUUUAGUUCAUCUGAAUAUUUAUCUUUGACAAGAUAGGACUGAACUAGCUGACAUUUGCUCUGAAAUUCAUCUUUGUAGAAUAAGAAAUACCCACAGAAUCGUACGUAGCUGCCUUUUGCUUUGAAAAUCUUGUUCAGAAUCAUAGUAUGAACAUUGGGACCUCUGUGUGCUCAUUUAACUUCUCAUGCUAUUUUUGUUUAUUUAGGUAAAAUUAUAAUGAUUUAAUUUUUGUAUAUUAUCACUCACUUUAUCCACCAUUUUGAAUGUUAGUUGUGGAUUUAUCAGUGAGGAAGUAGGUAGGUAAAUACCAUUAUUAGUUUGCUGCUUUUCUUUCUCCUAGAACCUGAAAAGUCAUUCCUUGUUAAUUAUACAAUGUAACAUAUUACUUAGUGUUACAUGCAUUAUAUAUUUUUAAAAGGAAAAGUUUGAGAGUAUCACUUAUUACCACCAGCAUCACUCUUGCAGUAGUUGAUCAAAUAUGCUUAAGGAAAUCCAGUCAAUGUAUAGUGAAAGGAUUGUUAAUCACUCUGCUAAAAUUCAAUUACCACUAAUACAUAGAUGGUUUUGAAAGUCUCUGCUCUCAUAUUUAUACAUGUCUAAAAACAAAAUUUUGAAAUAUUCUAAAUAUGUCUCAUCCCAAGUAAAUGAGGAUAUUUUAGUAAUGUGAAAGAAAAUUUCAUAGGAGGGAUUUGUUUUAAGUUAUUGACUGGGGCUAGGGGUUGGUGGUUGAGGAUAUUUGUACACUUCUUACAUGGUUAUUUAGCUGUUAUUGAUAAGAAAUACCCUGUUACAUUUCUGUCAAGGAAAAAAAAUUAUAUUCAUACAGUUGUGACCUAUUAGAGAUGUUUAUUUUAUUUUGAAUUAAAUGUUAAAGUUUAAUCUUGAGUUCUGGGCGCCCAUAUAUUUUUAUCUAAGAAACAUUGGGAGAGUUCUCAUCUCAUCCUCCCCCUCCCCCAGCAUACACCCCUUGUUGUUGCAGCUGGUGUUCAGCUAUGUAAAUGUCUCCAUAAAUAAUUUUGCUAUUUACAAGAGAGUUUUGUUAAGGAUAUAUUUGAAGAUUGAUUUUUUUCAUACCAUCUCUUCAUUCUGUUGACUUCAGCAAAAUGUACAAUAGAUUUCAUGAUCAUUGCAUAUUUUUUGUUAUUGAAAUAUAUCUUUGUUUUUAAAUGCAUUCAUUUUACAGUUGUGACUUUAUUAUU
This is a messenger RNA of Condylura cristata (star-nosed mole), 3427 nucleotides long. It is a transcript of the gene PCMTD1, whose product is annotated as protein-L-isoaspartate (D-aspartate) O-methyltransferase domain containing 1. Gene Ontology annotation, cellular component: cytoplasm. The transcript has 6 exons. Gene Ontology annotation, biological process: protein modification process. NCBI's taxonomy places the organism in Eukaryota, Metazoa, Chordata, Mammalia, Eulipotyphla, Talpidae. Gene Ontology annotation, molecular function: protein-L-isoaspartate (D-aspartate) O-methyltransferase activity. The coding region runs from base 188 to 1261 and encodes 357 amino acids. The record is from RefSeq and is a predicted model, not a curated record.